GUCAUACACCCUCGGGAGGAGCAGAAACGAAUGGAAAACCUUACUCCGCAGCAAAGAGCGCAGCUGGAAGUCAACCAGUUCAAGGAUUUCAUAGCGACCUACAAUCACGUGACCCAAAACUGUUUCGAGGACUGCGUCAGGGACUUCACCUCGAGGAGAGUCACCAAAGAAGAGAUUGCGUGUUGCGACCACUGUGUGGACAAGUACGUGAAGAUGACCCAGAGAUUAUCUCUGAGAUUGCAGGAGCACUAUCAGCUACAGAACCAAGUGGACCCUUCACAGCAGCAGCCACUUAGUAGGUAGCAGUAUAUUGUCUGUAGUUUGUCAUGCACAUUCUGGUUCUGUAACGUGCUUCUGGGGUUUUGUUGGCAUAAGUUAUUAGAGGAUCUGAUUCUGUAUCAUACAAUGAGUAGAAAAGAAGGUGGCAAAAUUUAAACACAAAUUCACUCAAUUCCAACAUUUCUAAAAUGCUUUACUUGGAGGCGAAAAAAAUUAAAAUGAUUGGAGGAUGAAGUUUUUUCAUUCGCGGUGUGGAGGACCUGACCACUCAGUGUGAGGUGGUGGGCAUCAUCUGGAUUCAAUGUUGGAGAGAGUGAAGGACCAUAGGAGUGAGGAGCGAGGCGGUGUGCAGGAGCUGAGUUGGACUCUGUCUCCCUCACUAUCCAGACACAGUCCACUCCCUCUGUAGACACAUCACACAAGUCACACACUCCUCAAUUCUUUAAUACGGUUUGCAGAAGUUAAUGCAGUGUAAUCAUG
Geodia barretti is the source of this 759-nucleotide messenger RNA. Lineage: Eukaryota; Metazoa; Porifera; Demospongiae; Tetractinellida; Geodiidae. The record is from the annotation of a GenBank genome assembly.